Messenger RNA from Dermacentor andersoni, 630 nucleotides. The record is from RefSeq and is a predicted model, not a curated record. NCBI's taxonomy places the organism in Eukaryota, Metazoa, Arthropoda, Arachnida, Ixodida, Ixodidae.
AUGAAGAACCUGGCACGUUCUGUUUUCUGGUACCCAGGGCUCGAUCGGGACAUUGAGAAGCUGGUCAACGCGUGUCCAACAUGCAUAGAAUGGGGCAGCAUGCCUCCUGCCCGACAACCCGUGCCUUGGCCGGACACAGAGGAGCCAUGGUCUAGGGUCCAUGUCGAUUUUGCGGGUCCUGUGGAAGGUGCGUGCAACAGUGGCCCACCGCUGAGCAAAGACGUCUGGUUCAAGAACUAUGGAGUGGGUGACAAAUGGAAACCAGGCGCGGUAGAGUCCACCGAAGGCUCGCGAAUGGCAACGGUAAAGACUGCAGAUGGGGAGCAACAUCGCCGCCACCUCGACCAGCUAAAUACCAGGAGGACCAGCGUGGAAGGAGAAGCGGUGGAACCCGACGCCCCCAUGCAAGUACCGACUAAAGGCAGUCAGAACGCAGCGGCAGACUCGCAGUCACAAGGACACGACAGCAGUCACAGUCAGGCUCAAGUAGACACCGACAUUCGAACGCCAUCAGACGGGCCGGCCGAAGCAGAGGUUGCUACCAGCGAGCCGCAAGUGACUGGCCGGGCUGAAGUGACACUGCGUAGGUCGAAGCGGAAGCCCCGGCCCCCGGACCGCUUCACUCCUUAA